Molecule: messenger RNA, 2359 nt
Organism: Coccinella septempunctata (seven-spotted ladybird)
Lineage: Eukaryota; Metazoa; Arthropoda; Insecta; Coleoptera; Coccinellidae
Product: Bardet-Biedl syndrome 7 protein homolog
Exons: 14
Coding region: 50-2230 (726 amino acids)
Biological process (GO): intracellular protein localization; cilium assembly; intracellular transport
Cellular component (GO): neuron projection; membrane; BBSome
Molecular function (GO): protein binding
Source: RefSeq, a predicted model, not a curated record
UUUCAGUGGUAAAGAAGUAUAAUUUCUUCAGGUGAAUUCUAGGAGUGUCAUGGAAUUGGAUCUUUCCAGACUUGAUUAUACCAUUGUUGGUUUAACAUCUAGGAAUUGCAUGAAGUUGCUACCUUCGAAUUAUCUGAAGGAACCUCAAAAGGUGGCUGUAGCUGACAAGGAUGGCAUUCUUCAAGUUUUCAGCAUAAAAAAGGAAGACAUUUCUUUGGUUUUCAAAACCUUACCUGGUUCAGAAAUCACAUCUCUUAGACUCGGAGGUGCUAUGGGGACGUCAACUGAUAAAAUUUUCGUAGCCUUGGAUAGUGAGGUCCACGGAUAUACAAGAAAGGGGAAAUUAUUCCUUACUUUCGACUCUUGCAUGACAGAGCCAAUUGUAUCUAUGUUCGUUUUGGAAAACGAUCUCUUCUUAUGUGGCAAUCACAUAUAUAAUCAUUAUAGGGAUUGUAAAGAGAUUGGAGCUUACCUAUGUGGUGAUAAAAUUGUAGAUGUUAUCGCUUUCCAUCAAGAACAGACUGGAAGACUUAUCUCAUUGAUCGCCUGCGAAGGACGCAUGAUAAGGGUAUUAGAACAUGGUCGAGUAACACUCAGCAUGGAGGUAGACAGCGCACCUACAGUCCUUCAUGUUUUAGAGCAAGAUGAGGAGAAGUAUGUCUUAUUUGGUACUCAAGACGGACGAGUAGGACUUCUGGAUGUGAAAAAUUCUCAAGGUUUCGAAAGAUGGUUGAUUGUCAAUGGAGAAACUUCUAGCAAUAUAUCAUGUAUAGACAGCUAUGACUUGACUGGGGAUGGCAAUAACAAUUUAGUCAUCGGAAAACAAGAUGGUAACAUAGAAAUAUACAAUAUAAAUAUUUCUGAUCCAAACGAUGCAUCGCUCCUCAUAUUUUCUUAUAACUGUAAUGAGAGUGUGACUGCAGUGCAGUGUGGUAUACUGAAUACUGGAGGUUUUGAUGAAGUCUUGGUUUCAACGUACACGGGUAGAAUUUUCAGUUUGACUUCAGAGAAAAUCGAAAAAAAUGUGGAGAAAAACGAACAGGGAGAAAAUAUGAUUUUUUCAGCUGAUACGGCGAACAAAAUCUCUAAACUUAGGAAUGAAAUAGAUGAUUUGCAAAGAAAAGUAGCGAAAGAAAGAGAAAAAUAUCAAUCAUCAACACAGUCUAUUUUUGACGAGUAUUCGGCCAUUCCGCUAUUAGCUGUUAAUGAUUCUUUCAUUUUAGACAAACAGUAUUCCACCUACACUUUGACCAUUGAAGUACCAACAGCAAUAGAUAAUAUACUGCUGCAGAGUGAUGUUAAGCUGGAUCUUUUAGAUGUAGAAAAAAAUUCGGCAGUUGUUAGUUAUAGCGAAUGUUUGGCAGAAAGUCGAAACGCCCUUUUGGUCACGUACCGAUGCCAGAUGAACACAAACCGCCUUGAAAUAAAAAUUCGUACCAUUGAAGGACAAAGUGGCGUUCUUCAAGCAUACAUUACCCCUCUGGUUCAACCAAAAUGCAGCAGAGUGCGUAAAUAUGAAGUAAAGCCGUUGUCACACCAUUACAGGGUACACAAUGUCGAACACUCUGGGAACGUCAAUACCUUGUCAAUCAAGGGCAGUUUCAGUUUGGCUGAAAUUCACGCUUGGAUUUGCAAAUGUGUGCCAGAAGUUCCAGAAAAGCCUCAGGCCACUCAGGCCAACGAAAAUAACAGCAUAUUUUUCAAAUCUUCUUUCCUAGGCACAAUUCUGCAAUGCUGCUACUCGAGAGGAGAUGCAUCUUUCAAAUCCAAUAAUAUUUCAACAAUUUCUAUAAUCAAAGAAUUUAUCAGCAAUGAAGCUACCAAGAAAAAUAUCAAAGUGGAAUUUUCUAUAGGAAUUGAUGAACAGACUGUAGAUGAUGUCCUUAAAAUUUUGAUUCCAAACCUCCAGAAGCAUCAAAAAUUUAAGAAAGACAUAGCCCUCUUGGACGCUUUGCAUGAAUUGGAACUUUCAGAGGAGGAAAACAUGAAUUCUUUGUCAGAAAGAUACAGGAAACUACUGGCUGAAGAAUCGAUACUCCGAAACGAUUUCAAUAAUAACCCAGAUUACUUAGGUCGAUUGUAUGGUAUUGUAUGUGAUCUUUAUGCGGAUUACAACAAAAUGAAGGGUAUAAAUAUAAAAUCCAAACUACCACAAUUGAUGAAAGUGCUUGAAGAUGUUGAUUUCCACAAGCUGCUGGAAUUCUUCAAACCUGAGAAAGGAAUAUCCUAGUCUAGAUGAGCAAAAAAUAAAAUACAAAUGAAUUUAUCUUCACUGUAUAUUGGUUUUAACAAUAUCAAAAUUACUUAUGUUCAGCAAUUCAAAGAAAUAAAUACACUGAAUCUCUUGUUUUGAAGCGAA